Messenger RNA from Coniosporium apollinis CBS 100218, 1101 nucleotides. RefSeq lists its product as uncharacterized. The record is from RefSeq and is a predicted model, not a curated record. NCBI's taxonomy places the organism in Eukaryota, Fungi, Ascomycota, Dothideomycetes. Gene Ontology annotation, cellular component: membrane. The transcript has 3 exons. The coding region runs from base 1 to 1101 and encodes 366 amino acids.
AUGCUAAUCCCUCCUGCGGGCGUCGCCCUCCCCGUCGUCAAGACAGCCACGGACUGCGCAGAGUUCGGCCGCACAGUCUCACCAUACCUACCUCAACUCCUAAGCCUACCGCAACAGGUCUUUCAGCAUAUCUCGAGCUUUGAGGAGCUCAAGACGCUCUAUGUCUCCACAAACCCGCUCAUCACUGCCCUUGCCAUUGCGUUAGCCCUCGUGCCCAUCUUCCUGGUUGCAUCCGAGAUCAAUAAGAAUUACAGUCAGGUGGACAGGUUCUGGAGUAUAUUGCCGACGGUAUACAAUGCGCACUACUGCCUGUGGGCGCAUAUGAAUGGGCUGCCGACCAUAAGGCUGGACAAUAUUAUCGCAUUUAGCUGCGUGUGGAGCUUGCGACUGACCUACAACUACUGGCGCAAAGGCGGCUACUCCAUUGGUUCAGAAGACUACCGGUGGGAGGUGUUACGCAGCAAGAUUUCUCCGCGGCUUUUCUUCGUCUUCAACGUGCUCUUCAUCUCCUUUGCUCAGAGCAUCCUCCUCUGGGCCAUAACAACCCCAACCUACGUCCUCCUCCUCACCUCCCGCCUCUCCGGCCCCGAAGCCACAACCUCCGACAUCGUCUUCUCACGCGCCCUCAUGCUCCUCGUCCUCGCGACCUUCUUCGCCGACCAACAGCAGUGGAACUUCCACCAAGCAAAGAAGCAAUACCAGGCGACCGCCAAAGUGCCCCUCGGCUGGGACCGCGCAGAGCUGGACCGCGGCUUCUGCACUAGCGGCAUGUUCUCCUACUCCCGGCACCCCAACUUCGCCGCCGAGCAGGCCAUCUGGGUCGUCCUGUACCAGUGGGGCUGCUUCGAGACGUUUGGUUACUAUAACUGGACGUUUUGUGGGGCGUUGGCGUAUCUGUUUUUGUUUCAGGCGAGCACGUGGUUCACGGAACUGAUUACGGCGGAGAAGUAUCCGGAGUAUAAGAUUUAUCAGAGGCUGGUGCCGAAGUUUUUGCCGAAUCUGGCGGGGCCGAUUGAUAUGCCGGUUGUGAAGGAGGAGGGUGGGGUGAGGGAGGUGAAGCCGAAAGAGGCGGCGGCGGCUGUUGGGAAGAAGAAGAGGUGA